Knipowitschia caucasica is the source of this 558-nucleotide messenger RNA. The record is from the annotation of a GenBank genome assembly. Lineage: Eukaryota; Metazoa; Chordata; Actinopteri; Gobiiformes; Gobiidae.
AUGACAAGAAGAACUAAAUCUCCCUAUUCGUCCAUCACGACGGUGUUGUACGAGUGCUGCCCCGGCUACAUGAAGCUGGACAACAUGCGCGGCUGUCCUGCAGUGGCGCCCAUCGACCACGUUUAUGGCACCCUGGGUCUGGUGAGGGCCAGCUCCACGCAGACCUACGCUGACACUUCCAAACUGCGGCCUGAGAUCGAGGGGCCCGGAUCCUUCACCUUCUUCGCCCCCAGCAACGACGCCUGGGAGCUCCUGGAAGAUGACGUGAAGAAUAACUUGGUGAACAACGUGAACAUCGAGCUGUACAACGCCCUGCACUACCACAUGGCCAACAAGCGCUUCCUGACCAAGGACCUGAAGAACGGCAUGACCAUCACCUCCAUGUACCAGGACCUGGACCUCCACAUCAACCACUAUCCCAACGGGGUGGUGACGGUGAACUGUGCCAGGAUCAUCCACGGGAACCAGGUGGCCACCAACGGAGUGGUGCAUGUGAUCGACAGAGUGAUCCGAGCCACAGGGCAGCACCAUCCAGUCCUACGUAGAGGUGGACGAUGA